Molecule: messenger RNA, 1194 nt
Organism: Orbilia oligospora ATCC 24927
Lineage: Eukaryota; Fungi; Ascomycota; Orbiliomycetes; Orbiliales; Orbiliaceae
Exons: 3
Coding region: 1-1194 (397 amino acids)
Cellular component (GO): endoplasmic reticulum membrane
Source: RefSeq, a predicted model, not a curated record
AUGUCGACGAUACCGUUCCUUCCUCCUUCGCUGGAGAUUGUGAAUACCUGGGCAGAAGGGAUAUGGGAAUAUCUCACUCUUCCGGUGGUAUUAACUUUAGUCGUGGGGAUUUUGAUCGUUGACGUUGGGGUUUUAUACAUCCUCCUCUUAUUAGUAACGCACAACCCACGACCGGAGACCGAAUCGGAAAAGCAUUAUAUAACGGUUACAUCCGAUGGUAAACAAAAGGGUGGAAUUAGGUUACCUGAUUUAUUAGAUGAAAAAGUCGAACCUGAUGUUUUCAUGUCGGUUGUUGUGCCGGCUUAUAAUGAGGAAUUGAGGAUUGAGAUGAUGUUAGAUGAGGCGGUUGAGUUUUUGAAUCAAGAGUUUCCGAAGGGUUCUAGUGGGAGGAAAGCGGUGAAUGGGAAGGCGAAUGGAUACGCUAACGGACAUGCGAAUGGGCACAUUAACGGGGAGAGGGAGAAGAAGAAAGGGUGGGAAAUUAUCAUUGUUGAUGAUGGAAGUAAAGAUAAGACCACCGAGGUUGUGGUGGAGUGGAUGAAGAAGAGGGUUGAGAAGAGAGAGGUUGAGGAAGGCGAUUUGAGGAUUGUGCAUUUGGAGAGAAAUAGAGGGAAGGGUGGGGCUGUUGCUCAUGGAAUGCGCCACAUCCGCGGUCAAUACGCCGUCUUCGCCGACGCCGACGGCGCCACCAAAUUCUCCGACCUAAAAACACUCCUCGCCCGUCUCCAAUCCAUCGAAUCAAGCCGUGCAUCCCCCACCACCCCCUCCAAAACCGAGUACCACGGAAUUUCAGUCGGUUCCCGAGCACAUAUGGUCAACUCCUCAGCAGUCGUAGCCCGUUCAUGGUACCGUAACCUCUUGAUGUACGGUUUCCACACCUUCCUCCACGUCAUCGGAAUCCAAAAGAUUAAAGAUACACAAUGUGGGUUUAAGUUGUUUACGAGGGAUACAGCUAGAUUGGUGUUCUGGGAGGGACAUUGCGAAGGUUGGAUAUUUGAUAUUGAGUGUUUGUUGAUUGCAGAGGAAGAGAAGGUGGGGGUUGAGGAGGUUAGUGUUACUUGGCAUGAGGUGGAGGGUACGAAGAUGAAUCUAGUAAAGGAUAGUAUUAGAAUGGCAUGGGAUCUUGUGGUUUUGAGGGCUGCAUAUGCAGUUGGAGUCUAUGGUGGGGUUAGGAGGGGGUGGAGGAGGGGUUAG